GAUAUCCCUAAGACUAUCUCGUUAUAAGAAUCGACUUUGAAUACCGCCCUCAGAAUAUUGCUCUCUUGUGCGUGAACGAUGAUUCAUAUUACAUUUUAAAAUCGCGAUCAAAAUUUUUAUAUUUUAUUAGUAUUGUGGAACGUGUAAAUUAUAUGCAAGCUAUAAAUGGAUGAUCGAUAUAAGUAUAAUGAAAGUUUCUUUAUUUCACGUUACGAGACACAUUACAAGAGUGAAUAGUUAUUUUCGUCACGUCAAUUAUGAUAAUUAUGCGCUAAAGAAUAUGAUAAUCAAAGUCGAAUAGAUCAUUUUGGACAGGUUCUUGACUAGUCGAGCCGCCAUUAUACACUAUACACCUAGCCUCUUUAAUCGCGAACGCAGCCUUCGCAUGCGCUCCAUUCCAAAAAAAACUAUCAGCCAUAUUGGUGUGUUGUAUCGCUGUCCUCAGUAAUUUUGAAGAUUAGCAAAGGAGAUAGUGCAUCAUGACGGAUUCUAUGAAAUUUGGUCCAGAAUGGUUGCGCAACUUGUCAGGAGACAGUUGCAAUUCUGGUGGUGGUGGCGGAGGAACUACAACUUUGAGUACUCCUCGGUAUCAAUUGGCAGAGCAUAGAUACGGUCGGGAAGAGAUGUUAGCUUUGUUCGAUCGUAGUUGUAAGCCUCCAGAACUGUUAACAACAUUUACAGGACUGUAUGUGGAGAAAACUCAACUUCCAUUAGCUCUCGUACAGAUGACAGAGGAUGAAACGCGUAUGUGGAAUGGUGGGAUAACUAACAUAGGCAGGGGAAGAGGUAGCAGUGUGGAUCGUGGAGGACGUACUAGAACUGGAAGAGGAAGCUUGUAUUCAUCUCAUUAUUCACGUGGAGGUUUUGAUGACUCUGGAGAUGGGAUACGAAUCGAGGGUCAAUCAUUUCAGGGAAGAAACAGGCCAUUCGAUAGAUCUCAGAGUGAACGCGGUUGGUCAGAGAGAAACGGCGUUUCAGAUCCGGGAGAAUGGAAUGGUUCGACUAGUCCUAGAAAAGAGCUAAGUCGUGGGACUAGUGGUAGUUCCCUUAUGGAGAGCAAUUGGAGACGACAUCGCAGUGGUGCUGAUGAUGAUGAUGGCUGGCGCAAGUGGGGGAGAAACAGUUGGCGCGAGGGUGGCAGUAUGGACAGAGAUCGACUGGACCGAAAUGAAGGCGACGGCGAGGAAGGUAGAAGCGGAUCGGCAAGAUGGGAACAUCGAGGAAAUCAUAGACCUUCUCACGAUUCAAGUCAUCAUCCACCGUCUCGUACCGCACGUACUUGGGAAUCGAAUCAUCACGAUAACCAUGACAAUCUGCCUGAAUGGGCAACGGAAAAUCCAAGCGAGAGUGGUGGCAGUUUCGACUCUUCGGGCGCGUUUCACGGUGGAAUGUACUCCGAUGACGAUGAGGAUGGUGUAGGUGCUUCCCAACAGGGCAGAACUCGCCGCGUGUCGGAAGGAAGUGCUCCUAAUGUAGUGAAACCUAAUAGCAAGUUAUUAGCUUUCGGGGCAGGUACUGUCCAAUCCCUGAAUCGCCAUACGAACCAUACGGCCGGUACAUUAAGUAAGGAACGAUCGAAACCUCUGGAUCCACUCGAAGAUAAGGAUGAUUCUGUGGAGAAAGAGAGGACAUGUGACUCGCCCUCCGCUAAGCUGAUCACUGCACCAUCAGUGGAGAGUAUACCCGCAAAGAGCUUAACGGCACCCUCGGACAUCUUGCAGAAGAAAACUGUUGGAUCAACUAGUGCGGAUAAAAAAGUGGAAGGGGAGAAACAUCAGCCCAGUGAUGCGAGACCGAGUGACAGACCCAGAGACUCUUCGAGUGGGACUCGUGAUAAGGAAACUGUGCAAGUAGACGUUAAGGCGGAGCCACAGAUGACUAUCGCUGCUAAUCGACAAGUUGCCAUGCAUGCAGCGGAACCGCCGAAACAAGUGCAUAAUACAGCGCCCGCUAAUGUCAAGCAACGAACGGAAGAUGAUUUAGAUAGGAUGAAGGAGGUAGCUGACGCUUUGGUCGCCAAAUUGAUGGCGGACGAAGAGAAUCACAAAGAGAAAACAACCGUUACCAGUGUCCAGCCAGCGAUUGGUAACCAACCUUCCGCAAUUUCCUCCGCGAGUAGUCAGGAAAAAUGGUUUUACCGUGAUCCGCAGGGCGAAGUUCAAGGACCAUUUUUAGCUAGUGAAAUGGCUGAAUGGUGUAAGGCCGGUUAUUUUACAACGGGGUUAUUGGUUAGAAGAACUUGCGAUGAGAGGUACGCCACACUGGGUGAUCUAAUAAAAAUGUGUGGAAGAGUACCCUUCACGCCUGGUCUACCGAUGCCGCCAUUAAAGUUGUCGGAACAAGUCAUUCCGCCUGUUCCUAGUACUGUACCAGCUGGAUUAACUACUGGUGCUUUACCGAAGGCGGGAAUGGAGGAUCCGUUAUUGUUAUUGCAAUAUCAGCAAAUGCAAAUGUUGCAAAAUCAAUUACUAAUUAGGCAGAUGAGAACUUCUGCGAUAGCGAAACUAUCUCAAUCAGAACAUUGGGCGACACUGAGCCCCAUGGAGCAGAAUCAACUGAUUUUGCAGUACGUCAUACAAGAUGGAAUGCCAGAAAUCCCAGAAGUGCCAAUAGCGGCGACGAAUCCGUUUGUGCCUCAUCUUGCGUCUCAAGCGGCUAAUCCUGUCAUACAACUUUUUACUCAGAUGCAGCAGGUAAAAACGCAACCUGAGACUCAUUUACCGGCGAAUCCGCAUACAACCGCGCCGGCUCAUCCGGGCACAGUCGAUCCCAUACAACAGCUGAUUCAACAGAUGGGCGGUAUACAAAAUUUGCCCACUGUGCAGCAGCCGAAUAUCGCGCCGGCGCCCACGCCACCACAGGAGGAUAAUCCGAUAAAAUCUCUGCUACGUCAAUUGAACGUCAGUACGAAUGGCCAUCCGCCAGCGCCUCACAUGGAUACCGUGUGGCCGCAACCACCCCCGCAGAUAGCACCCCAAUUUAAUGCGCAGAAUUGGUUAGCGCAGAUAGGGCCCAUCCCCGCGAUGCCGCCUGGACAAUUACCCGGGUCUCUGUGGGACUUACACGCUAAAGAAAUGAAAACUGAACAGCAAAUACUGGAAGAACAGAAUCUGAAGUUACAGGAAGACAGAAAGAAAGAGGAAUUGAGAAAGCAAGAAGAACUGCAACGUCAAGCAGAAGAAGAGAAUACAAAGAGAAAACAGAAAGAGGAGCAAGCGAAACAAGCUGAGGAAGCGAAACGUAAAGAUGAGGAGAGGAAGAGGAAGGAAGAAGAGAGGAAACGGAAAGAGGAGGAAAGACGGAAGCAAGAGGAAGAGCAAAAGAAAAGAGAAGAGAAAAGACGUAAGGAGGAAGAAAAGAAGCGGGAGGAGAGAAAAAAGCAAGAUGAGGAAAAUUUGAAGAGAAAACUGGAGGAAGAGAAGAGGAGACGGGAGGAGCUUAGAAAGCAGGAAGAAAAGCAAAAGAAGGAAGAGGAAAAAAGAAAAAAAUUAGAGGAAGAACAAAGAAGGCAGGAAGAAGAAAGAAUCAGUGCAAUUUACAUAAUUACAAAAUUUAGGAGAGAGGCGGAAGCACGACGGCAAGCGGAAGCAGAAGAACAGGCUCGUCGCGCGGAGCAACGGCGAAGGGAAGCCGAGGCGUUGCGUAAGCUUCAGGAGAGAAGUAAGGCUCCGUGGGCUCAAGCUCCGCGCGCAUCUGCUCCGGCUACUCAUACUGCUUCUUUGGCCGAGAUUCAGAGACUUGAGAGAGAAAAGAAAGCGGAGGAACAACGACUUCAGCAGUUGAUGCAGCAACAAUUAGCGCAACAGAAAGCGGUAGAAAUGGCGCAGGAGGCAUCAGCGGCGGAUUCAUCGAAACGAUUACAAUUCAAAUGGGCGGAGAAAGCCAUUGCUUCGAAAUCUCUCCACGUAAAGAGUUUCGCUCAAAUCCAGCAAGAAGAACACGAGAAGCAACAGGAAAAGGAGCGUCAGGAGAAAGCCGGGCAGAAAGAAUCCGCGAGUAUGUUGCAGAAUGCCGGAAUAUGGGGUACGGCAUCACAGUGCUUGAAUUGGGCUACUUCCAGCACAUCAGGUAGCCAAGCGUGGUCCAAUAAUUCUAGUAAUACUGGCUUCUGGGACGAUCCGACGCCGGUGAGAUCGUCCACGACUACAAAGCAGCCAGCGAAACAGACUGCGAUCACAAAAUCCGCGUCUAGCCAACAACAGCAGCAGUUGCAGAAUAGUAAUAACAAAGCAUCCAAGAACAAGAAUAAGAGGGAUGAGGAACUAGUGAAGAAGCUGUUUGAACAGAACACUGCCAAGACCGACGAGUUUACACAAUGGUGCAAUAAGGCGUUGAGUAGCAUACAGGCGUCUGUGGAUAUCCCUACGUUCGUUGGAUUUUUGCGGGACAUUGAAUCGGCGUAUGAGGUUAAAGAUUACGUUCGCCUGUAUCUUGGUGACACUAAGCAGAGCACGGAAUUUGCUAAGCAAUUCUUGGAGAAACGGAGCAAGUGGCGAUCAGCGCAACGUCCCCAGGCACAAGCGGAUGAUCUGUGUAAGCCAGCGCCGGCAGUUAAUCCAAAUGCACCUGCACAAUUUCAGGAAGUAAAGGGAAAAUCCAAGAAACCAAAGAAGGGAAAGAUGUUUAAAGUAGAUAACAGAAUUCUUGGCUUCAGCGUAACCGCGGCACCCGAUCGUAUUAACGUAGGUGACCGCGAUUACGGCGAAGGAGUCUGAGCUGUUUCGUCAGUUUACCUCACGGAAAUGAUGCGACGCUCGAUUCAUCAGACGGUUCGUUAUUUAUUUAUUGUAUAUGCCAAACGGGUGCUGAGAGACUCACCACGGGUAUUUCUUAAGAUAUAAUAAAGACUUUAUGAUCCAACACACGUGAAGGAAGAACUCAUCCCUUCAAAAGCGAUCAUCGAUGACGGUCUUUAUUCAGGACCGACCGAGCGUGGUGUUAUUUUCUUACAUUAUACACAAAGCUCCAUUGUACAUAUUACUCGAAGAAGAAUAUUUCAAGAGAGAAGGCGAAUUUACUUUUUCCUAUGUACACGACAAUUAGGGUUGGAAACUUUUAUAACAUUUCAUCGUCAUCGCGUCAUUUAAAAGUACGACAGAUAAAAAGGAAGAUAAAAUAUGCCGAUCGAUAAAUUGUGCAUGUGUGGAAACAUGGCAGUCAAUAGCAAUAUGUGUAUGUAAAGGUUUUCAACGAAAAUGAUGAUUAAAACGAUACUUGCGAAGACGGCGGAAAUGACCGUAAUUUGUAAGCAUAAUAUUGAAUACAGUGCGUCAGUAGAUGUUUUUACUGAACGUAUUUAAUACAACGUGAAUCCUAUGGAUUUUCGUCCAGAAGAAAAAAAGAGAAAUUUUCUUUGUAUUACUCUUAACAAGUUCUACUUUAACGUACGUUUCAAGCACGAAGAAUCUUUCACUUUUUAACAUUUUUCGUCGUCAUACAAUACUUAUAGUGAUAAAAUACUCUACGCAGAAUUUUAAGCACACGUGAUGUUAAUAUAUCUGAUUAGAAUCCCGAAUAAGUUAUGUAUAUGUCGGAAAUUUUAAUCUUGUAUCGAAAGCAGGAAGUUGCGAUAUUAUAAUAAACAAAAAGAGAUAUGAUGGGCGAGAAAAAAUAGCGAUUCGACAUACUUUUCUGAUAUUAUGAAAACCCUUAGGAAAUAAAACUAGCAAUUCAGCAUAUAGUAUUCCUCAUUAUUAGAAUUUUUGAUUUCGCAAUAGAAACAGCAAUAGCAAUUAAAAAUAAUAUUCAUAAUGCGCAUUACUAAUUCCUCACCUUUGGCAGCAUACAUGAAAAAUCCUCUGACAUCUUCUGAUUGCUGCGUAUACCUAUGUGUGGAUCUCACUGUCGUCGGCAUAGCCUUCUUGUACACAUUGUGGUCGAUCUAAUGCUAAAUUCGAGAUAUAAAAAUUUCGGAAAGAUUUAAAUGUAUAAAAGUAUGUUUUAUAAACUUUUACUUAACUCUUUAAACGUCAUAGCUGGAGAUCUAUUAAUACCUUUUUAGGACUUAACAUUUAUUCUCAUUUCCUAAUUGGACUAGACGUUGAAAAAACGUGGAAUGUUGUGACAGAUCUGACCACUGGUAAUAAUACGAUGGUUGUUAAUUAAGGUUCAUUGAUCUUCUCUUAAGAUCAAAAGUAGGAGAAGACCACGGAUCCUUACAUGAGAAAAAUAUAUGUAUAAAUAGAUUAAUGUACAGAAUACGCAGUGAUGAUUAAACAAAUUGAUUUAAACUAAGAUAAUUAAAAUGCAGAUAACUGAUAUUGUAUCAAUAUUCUAUUAUUGUAUCUAACGUAUAUAUAACGUAA
Molecule: messenger RNA, 6305 nt
Organism: Ooceraea biroi (clonal raider ant)
Lineage: Eukaryota; Metazoa; Arthropoda; Insecta; Hymenoptera; Formicidae
Product: GIGYF family protein Gyf
Cellular component (GO): cytosol
Molecular function (GO): protein binding
Source: RefSeq, a predicted model, not a curated record